This is a messenger RNA of Triticum turgidum subsp. durum (durum wheat), 1332 nucleotides long. The record is from the annotation of a GenBank genome assembly. Lineage: Eukaryota; Viridiplantae; Streptophyta; Magnoliopsida; Poales; Poaceae.
AUGGACGCGGCCAUAUCCGCCGCCCACGAAGCGCCGCCCGCUGUCGUCCUCGUCUCCGCCGGCGCCAGCCACUCCGUCGCCCUCCUCGCGGGCAAUGUGCUGUGCACGUGGGGCAGGGGAGAGGACGGGCAGCUCGGCCACGGGGACGCCGAGGACCGGCUCGUGCCGACGGUGAUCACCGGCUUUGAGGCGCCGGGGAUCACGUCCGUCAUCUGCGGGGCGGACCACACCACCGCCUACUCCGAGGACGAGCACCAGGUCUACAGCUGGGGGUGGGGGGAUUUCGGGAGGCUGGGGCAUGGCAACUCCACCGACGUGUUCACGCCCCAGCCGGUCAAGGCGCUGCAGGGGAUAAAGAUCAAGCAGCUAGCCUGUGGGGAUAGCCACUGUCUGGCCGUCACCAUGGCCGGUGAAGUGCUCAGUUGGGGGCGUAACCAAAAUGGCCAGCUUGGCCUUGGAACUACUGAAGAUUCGCUGCUCCCACAAACGAUUCAAGCUUUUGAGGGUAUUUCUGUGAAGAUGAUUGCUGCUGGUGCCGAACAUACUGCUGCAGUAACUGAAGAUGGCGAAAUCUAUGGAUGGGGCUGGGGUCGAUAUGGAAACUUGGGUCUUGGUGAUCGGAAUGACCGAUUAGUUCCUGAAAAAGUAUCUUCAGUGGAGGGAGAGAAGAUGGUGCUUGUUGCAUGCGGAUGGCGCCAUACCAUUACUGUUUCCUCCUCCGGUAGUUUGUACACUUACGGUUGGAGUAAAUAUGGUCAGCUUGGUCAUGGCGACUUUGAAGAUCAUCUAGUUCCACAUAAAGUAGAAGCCUUAAAGGAUAGCUCUACAUCCCAGAUUUCAGGUGGAUGGAGGCACACAAUGGCACUUACAUCAGAUGGAAAACUUUAUGGAUGGGGAUGGAACAAGUUUGGGCAAGUUGGAGCUGGCGACAAUGCUGAUCACUGUUCCCCAGCACAGGUUAAUUUUCCAGAGGAACAGAAAGUUGCCCAAGUUGCUUGUGGAUGGAGGCACACUCUUGCUUUCACAGAAAAGAAAAAUGUGUUUGCAUGGGGAAGGGGUACCAGUGGACAACUCGGUCAUGGGGAAAUAGUUGACAGGUGGAACACACCUGUGAUUAUUGAUGCCCUAAGCCCGGAUGGUCCUGGCUCCAAGAAGCUGGAAUCUUCAGCAGCUAUUCCCUUUGCAGCUAAAAUUUGGGUGUCACCCUCUGAAAGAUAUGCUCUUGUUCCUGAUGAGAAGGUUGCCAAAUCAGGCGAUGUCAGCGCACGUGGCAAUGGUGCGGAUGCGAGUGUGCCCGAGAACGAUGUAAAGAGAAUGCGCGUGUCAUCCUAG